Messenger RNA from Haliotis rubra (blacklip abalone), 1850 nucleotides. Its product is annotated as ankyrin repeat domain-containing protein 17-like. Lineage: Eukaryota; Metazoa; Mollusca; Gastropoda; Lepetellida; Haliotidae. The annotation marks the transcript as partial. The record is from RefSeq and is a predicted model, not a curated record. The transcript is spliced from 5 exons. Gene Ontology annotation, molecular function: protein binding.
AUGGCAUCCGAGCCCAGCCACCAUUUCGGGGACACAGCCGUCAACUGCGACAGAAUCGUCGACCUUGGACUUGAGGCGGCAGCAACUCUCCGACUUGGUGAAUCGCAACGAUUUGAGGAGGAUGCAGGAUUCUCUGUUCUGGAGAAGAAACAUUCGGACAUACCCCCUGGUCCAUGCGCAACCAUGUCCUGCAGCCUCGGUUCCAGAUGUUUACAGAGUCGGUCUGGGAAAGCUGUAUGUGUAAAAGAUGAGGAGAAGCUCCAUCAUUCGAAUUCCCAAAAACGCAAAGAUCACAAGCCUGGAGACAAUCUACUCCAUGAAGCCAGCAGGGACGGCGACCUUUGCCGAGUGCAACAGAUCAUGACUGAUAGUCACGUUGAUAUCAACAGCAGAGAGAAGGAACAUGGAAUGACCCCGGCAAUGUUGGCGGCUCAUGGGGGACACAAGGAUGUGUUUGACUUUCUUGUUAGGAACGGAUGUAAUUUGUCGGUUGUUGAUAGCACAGGUAAUAACAUUCUUCAAAUGGCCUGCUUCGGAGGACAUGUUGGAAUAGUGAAAUACAUCGUGUCACUUGCCAUAGUGGACAUGAACAGUAUAGGACAUUAUGGGAGAACACCAAUGAUGACAGCAUCAUUCCAAGGGAAUCGCAAGGUCUUUAAGUUCCUUCUUGAAGAGGGAGCUAAGUCGACAUUGAGGGAUGAGGCCGGUGACAACAUCCUUGAAAUCGCCUGUAGAGGUGGACAUACAGAGAUGGCCAAAUAUAUCAUCUCACUGAACAUUGUGGAAGGCCACAGCAGAGGAUAUCAUGGAAGAUCCAGAUUGAUGACGGCAGCGUGGAUGGGGAACAGGGAAUUGUUUGAGACAUGCAUAUGUGCAGGAGGUACCGUGUCGGAAACUGAUGCUGAUGGAAGCAACAUUUUACAUCUGGCCUGUUGUGGAGGAGAUGUGGACAUAGUGAAGUACAUCCUCUCCCACAACAUAACGGACGUCAACAGUAGAGGGACAGGUCAAAGGACACCAGCGAUGAUGGCAGCUGCUUGUGGAAGCAGACACGCGUUCGAGUUGAUUGUUAGCGAAGGAGGUGAUGUGUCAAAAGUUGAUGUUCAUCUUAACAAUAUCCUACAUGUGGCCUGUUUGCAAAGCCAAUUUGAGAUGGUGAAGUAUAUUACCUCACAGAACAUUACAGAUAUCAACAGUAGAGGAGACACCGGGAGGACACCACUAAUGAUGGCAGCAGGCAAGAGUCAUAAAGGUGUGUUUGACUUUCUCGUGCGUAAAGGUGCUGAUACUUCACUUUACGAUUCAAAUGGCGAUAACAUCCUGUUUUUGGCCUGCACAGAAGGACAGGUGGGAAUAGUAGAUUACAUCCUCUCACGCAACAUAACUGACGUCAACAGUAGAAGGGCAAAUUGCAUGACACCAAUAAUGGCGGCAGUAAGUUGGGGACAAAUAAAAGUGUUUGCCUUCCUUGUGAGUAUGGGAGGUGACGUGACAAUGCUUGAUCGUAAUGGUAACAACAUCCUGCACAUCGCCUGUUAUCAUGGAGAGAUAGAGAUGGUAAGGUACAUCCUUUCUAGCGAGUUUGUGGAUAUUAACACCGAGAACAAGAACGGCAACACAGCAGCAACGAUAGCCACACGUAGAGGUCAUGGGGACCGUGUGUACUACCUAUUGAAAGUAACAGAGUUACCGGUGUAUGCUAGGGACAAGUGUAUCGUUAGCAUUGACAGGUCACCCGUGUACAUGGAGAGGACAGAAGUGCCGGUAGUGACAGGUUACGGGCACAAGGAGGGAACACUUUACAGGUUACCGGAUACUGCGCUACUGGCCGUGUGGAAGACCCGGCGGAG